Molecule: messenger RNA, 720 nt
Organism: Lecanosticta acicola
Lineage: Eukaryota; Fungi; Ascomycota; Dothideomycetes; Mycosphaerellales; Mycosphaerellaceae
Source: the annotation of a GenBank genome assembly
AUGGAGACAUUCGAGGACUUCGCCCUCGAAAGGCCAUCCCUCGAGAACCCGAAUGCCUACCAGACCGAGCAUGCCACUCACAUCGACACUCGUGAAUCAAACGCGGAAACCCGCCAAAUCGUCCGCACCAAACACAAACACAUGUACGCCGCUUCUCGGCAAGAAGAAGCCAUGCAGACUUAUGAUAAGAUUCGGGUCAUACACUGUGGGUCGGGAAAGAUUCGCAUAGAGAGGGAGACGACAUUGCAUCACCGACAGAAAGACGGGACCAAGAUCUUGGUCGACUUCUCUAAGAGCCUGGGCAGCGAAUUUGAGCUUGACUUGGAGGACUUUCGGAACCCUAUCCCGAUACAGACGCCGGUAUUACAUCUUCCAAGACCCGCCAUCAAGGUCGAGGAAGAUUCGUCCAACGAGAACGAAGUCAAUACAAUUCUUCCUCACUUCACACCGAGCGCUCUGCCUCUACCCAGACCAGGUCCCACACAUCAGCAGGGCUUCGAUCCACAUAUACAGCGUGACCAUGCUAGCUACAAUUGCCCCGGACCAUCCAACAUCUCCUCCUUACCCCCACAACCUUUACCGUCUCAACACCGCACUCGCCGCGUAGCUUCACCGCCGGUUCUCCGUGGCUAUGGGUACGACGGGAAUGAUGAGUUUCAGAUGAGCGGCGGAGCAGGCAGUAGGAGUGUGUACGGCGUCAGAGGAGAUCUAGGGCGUUGA